AUGCGACACAGGACACUUGGAUAUCUGCCAGACGUUACAAUCGGAAAUGCAUCCAGAGUAGAGCACGGUGCGCUGAUAGCAGACCAAAUUUGCGGCAACGGAACACGCCUGAUCUACUACAUGAACGUCGGCGAGGUACUCAGUCGCACGUUUACAAGGAAGGACACGCACGGUGUCCUGGGGGAUCUCAUCGUGUCGGCUACCGACAGCGCACAAGUCCCCUUGGAGCACGCACGCCGUGCAGCAGGCAGCGCCGUUCUUCUGGGUUUCACCACGCCGGCAUUUACAUAUGGGACUGAUCUCAUCCUGCCGGCGGAAACGAACGAACAGCUCCGAGCUGUGUUACACACGAAGGCAAAACUGAACGAGUUGGUUGUGGUACAAGCGCAAGGCAAGCACCGGCGAUCCAGGAAAAAGCUAGGAUUCAUUUUUGAGUACUUGACUACGGUGGCUCACUCUCACAGGGGCUCCGCCACAAUCUACAUUCCGGAGGUGCUGGCUGCCUUGGCUCAUUCCCGUCGUGCUAGUGGUGUGACGUUCCUUGACAUGCACCAUUGGAGUAGGAAAAACCUCUUUUCGGACGCGUCAAUAUGGGACAUUCCACUGAUACAGCCUCGCUUCGGCUGUGCCUUUGAUACGUCUCUGAGUUUGAAAGGGUACGACAUGGCAUCCGUGAUGGCCAAAGAGCUCGAAGCUUUCAAGUUCGGAGCAUCAUGCGAGCUUGGCUUUGAGUCAGUUGAGAUCUCCGAAUUAGGCGUCAAGGCUGACUGGGAGUUUGGCGUCAAAGGAACGAACCAAAGCAUGCCGAGCUUGCACGAUUUCAACGUAACGGUGUUGUAUCAGACGGUAGCGGCACAUGAACCCCUCUUUAAGAUAUCGAUCGCCACGGUAAUAGAGCAUUUUCCGAGUGCAUUUGAAGUGGUUGUCGUUGUCGUGGACGCCGAUGUAGCCCUUUUCGAGGGCAUCGUCAACCCAUUUCGGGCCACAGCACCAUUUCCUAUUCGUGUCGUCGGAGAGCCAGAGCUGAUGGACGGCAUGGUUCAGCAAACGUACUCGAAGUUGAGGGCUGACUUGUACGCGAAUGGGGAGUACGUUUUACACCUGGAUUCGGAUGCGGUCGUCUUCGAGGAUGUAACGUACGCGCACAUGUUUCAUCUCGGCAAGCCGGUGCUACCAUUCCGUCGGUACGGAAAAAACGGAGGAGAAGGUAAAGUGCACGAGAAACAUGGUCAAAGUCUUGCCUUCGCGGCGUGGCACUAG
Ectocarpus sp. CCAP 1310/34 is the source of this 1260-nucleotide messenger RNA. The record is from the annotation of a GenBank genome assembly. Lineage: Eukaryota; Phaeophyceae; Ectocarpales; Ectocarpaceae.